UCGCAGGCACACGCGCCGUUGGCGGAGCUGCAGAUAAAGUGGUCUGAGCAGGACUGCCAUUGCCCCUACCACCGCGCUGACUGACCGAACCGAGCGGCCUAGCGACCCGACUCGCUUCCUCCCUCGAGUCCCCACAGCUCGGGCCCAUCUUUCUCCAGGCUUCCGGGCCCAAAGGCCGUCUUUAUGGGCCACCUUCUUUCGAAGGAGCCUCGGAACCGUGCGAGCCAGAAGAAGCCUCGUUGCUGCAGCUGGUGUCGCCGCCGGCGCCCUCUCAUCCGACUGCCGGGCCGGACGCCGACCAAGUCGUCCCCACAGCCCGCGGCGGCGGCCCGCAACCGGGACUGCUUCUUCCGCGGGCCCUGCAUGCUCUGCUUCAUCGUGCACAGCCCCGGCGGGCCCGCCCCCGCCGGCCCAGAGGAGGAGCCGCCGCUGUCGCCGCCGCUGCCGCGGGACACGGCCUACGCCGCCUCCCCCUUGCAGCACCUAGAGCCGCGCUACGCGGCCCUGGCGGCCGAGGACUGUGCCGCUGCUGCCCGCCGCUUCCUGCUGUCGUCGGCCGCCGCAGCCGCUGCCUCCUCGGCCUCUUCUCCCGCCACCCGUUGCAAGGAGCUGGGGCUGGCGGCUGCCGCAGCCUGGGAGCAGCAGGGCCGGAGCCUCUUCCUGGCUAGCAUGGGGCCCUUGCGCUUUCUGGGGCCGCCGGCCGCCGUGCAGCUCUUCCAGGGGCUGCCGCCACAGUCCGAGCAUCCCUUGGCUCCCGACCUAGUGUGCAACUGGAAGGACGACGAGGUUCCCGACUACACCUACUGCAACCAGCCGCGCUGCGGCGGCGGCGGCGGCGGCGGCGGCGGGGGACCUGUUGGGGGAGGUGGCUUGCUGCUGCAGCCGCUAGAUGCUGGCUACUGCCAGGCCCCAGAGCAGCCCCUGCCAGUGAUGGGCUCCAGGCCCACCUCUCCUGCCUCAGAGUGUUCCUUCAUUGAAGCCACCGGGGACACUCUCCGGGCUGGGAGCAUCACCCCAUGGUCCUCCCAGCAGCAGGCGGAAAGCCGCAACAUAGACUGUCAGAGGCUCCCCGAUCCCUGUGGUUUACUUAGGGAUUCGCCCCCAGAACCCCUAGACAUCAACCAGCUGCCAGGUCCAUCGUGCUUGAGGUGGAUAAGGGAUGACUAGGCCCAGGGAUGCAGUUCCUCCCCAACCCCGCCCUGCCCCUCGCCCCCCUUCCUGAGGCUGUCUCUGUCCUCCCUGUGCAAGGAGGAGGGGAUUCCCCUGACAGCCCGGGGGUCGCUUGAAGGGGAGACUGGGCAGCCAGUCAGCCCCGUGCUUAAGGCCUGUUUUGAAGUAGAAAAGCUUGGAGUCUGCUGAAUGCCUUGUAGUAGAUUAGGUCUGUUUCCACAAUUCAGGAUUCAUUUAUUGCAUUAGCAAAUCCCGAUAUAGAAACUAUUAGUUUUCUGUGGAAUAAAUAUAUGCAUACUUGAGCAACUUCUAUUUGGUGGGUAACAGCUUUACAUACCGAUGUUUGAAAAGUUUUCAAACUGUCUUCAGGUUUGAUCGCUGCUAGUUAGUGCCAAUAACUUACAAUUAAGCAUGUACCAUGAUCCGUCACUGUACCAGAGCUUUAUAUAUACAAAUCUCAUGGGUUCCCUCCAUUUGAUGCUGUGAGAUAAGUCCUGUUAAUAUUUACCGUAUUCAAAAAAGAAACUGACAUGCCAGUGUUUUGGGACAGAUGACUUACAAGUGGUGCCAGGAAGAAGAGGAAUUUAGUGGUUGGUGACUGGUUCAAGGUCACACCCAUAAACUAAAGAGCAAAUCUGGGUCUUGAACUAGAGACUUUUGGCCAGCUUGACUUGAAAAACUAACUGUGUUGUGUACGCUGCUGUUCUUUCGUCUGUCCUUACCUUUAUGUGCAAUGAAUUAGCAGAAGUCGAAAGUCUUAUAUGUUGGGGGUUGGGUGAGUUAAGAAGUGAAGUGCCUGGUGGGGAUUCUAUGUCGCUGUCAGUUACUAAGUAAAGUGUCCCGCUUUGUCAGCGCUAGAAAUAAACUUUGUGAUAGUCUGUACUAAGUUAUUAACUCCCCUUUCCCCUGUUUCUGGUCUUUGUUCCCACACUCUUUUACCUGAGGUUAUAAAAUGAGAACUUGAGUUUUCAGUGUGGACGAUAUUUAAAUAGCACUAGCCAGAAAUAACCUUCAGGAGAAUGUGGCUACUUUCAUUGUUACUGAAUUAACUGCCAAUGAAUUGUAAAUGUUACUGUCACAUCAGUGUACCUUAUUUGAGUAGACUUUUAACACGUGUAAUUGUGUGUUUGAAUCUGUUUUACUGUGACAUUGAUGUUCUUGUGAAAAAUACAGCAGAAAACUGAACAAAUUUCCCA
Molecule: messenger RNA, 2366 nt
Organism: Rattus rattus (black rat)
Lineage: Eukaryota; Metazoa; Chordata; Mammalia; Rodentia; Muridae
Product: F-box/LRR-repeat protein 17-like
Exons: 2
Coding region: 184-1167 (327 amino acids)
Source: RefSeq, a predicted model, not a curated record